Messenger RNA from Paramacrobiotus metropolitanus, 875 nucleotides. RefSeq lists its product as uncharacterized. Gene Ontology annotation, molecular function: protein binding. The record is from RefSeq and is a predicted model, not a curated record. Bases 171 to 875 code for a protein of 234 amino acids. The transcript has 4 exons. Lineage: Eukaryota; Metazoa; Tardigrada; Eutardigrada; Parachela; Macrobiotidae.
CAGGCACAUCUUUGAGCGCAUUUCUGCAGAGCCACGAAUUACGAUCACUGAGGGCAGCUGGUGGUACAUGUAUUUCCCAGAUCUUCUUCACCUAAACACAUGCGCGUUUGAUUGCCGACGGAACUCUGCUGUAACUUUGGCGUGACCAAAAGGUAUCAAAACGCAAGGAAAUGGACCGCGCCAACGGAAUCCCGCUUCGCACGGCCAUCGUUCCCACACGUCGCACUCGCCGCACUCGUCUAGUUGCGCAUCCACAUCAAAACGCCUCCUAUCACGAUUCCGUCGCCCCAGGGACCUUCAUUAUGCUCAGUGUGGAUCUUGGCCAAGGAUUUUGCUCGAUGUCCCUUGAAGACUCCAAGGCCCUCAUCGAGCAGCUGAACGGCUCCCUGCUGCAUCCUUACUGCGGGCAGUUCUCCGUGGUCAGUCUCGUGGACGCAAAGUUAGAAGGCGGUUGUAAGAUGGUGACACAAGCGCAUGAUUUGCCGGGUUUUGCUGAUUAUCUCCGUGUUCAAGUGUUCCGCAGAAUCAAGUAUUUGCUGGACCACGCUCCAGCAGCUGUUGACGUCACGGUGAAGGGGCUGCCGGUUGAGUUGAUGCAGGAGAUCUUCUCCCACCUGGACACUGUAAAGCAGAAGCAGCUGCAAAGAGUGUGCGCCCUGUGGAACCGGAUCCUGGUUGCGCCAGCGCUGCGUGGUACGAUCGUCAUUCGAAGCAACGGACUGACCACAUCGGUCCUCGGCUUCAUGACGGUAAUUCGCUGCUUACAUCCCUCCACACAACGCCUUAUCCUGACAUCUUUCGAGCACGGGCAAUGCAGCACCAACUACGUGAUGAUGUUCCUGGGCAAGGUCUUUUUUCCGCGCUGUUACGGGUGA